AUGUUAUCAGCGGAGAGACUCGAUGAGCUGCUCAAAGGCCCCAUGCCCAUGUUCCUGUUCGGACAGCUCAUGCUCCCGCAGGUCUUGCAAUUUGUAACUGACGCUCCGCCCGGUUACGACGUCGCCGCCAAUAUGACCCAGGCGAGCUUACUCGGAUACAAACUCUCGGUCUUCGAAGGAGCCAACCUCCCAGUAGUGCUGCCAUCAGGGGAACUGGGUGAGAGUGUUGACGGCCUUGUGAUUUUCUCUUUGACCCCCGAACAGCGGAACUGGAUAUAUCAAUUCGAGGCAGAAAACUCUAAGCUGUUAACUCAUGUUCAAGUUGAGAUCUGCAUGGACGAUGGAAAUCUGCGGAGUAUCGAUGCCGCCACGUUUGUCUGGAAGGGCCCGAUGGCGGGCAUAGUGGAAACGGGUUCCAAGUCGUGGAAAGUGGAUGCUUUUAUCGAGAGUGAAUGGUAUCAGAACAUCGCACGAAAGUACGAUUCCUCUUAA
This is a messenger RNA of Coccidioides immitis RS, 492 nucleotides long. RefSeq lists its product as uncharacterized. The record is from RefSeq and is a predicted model, not a curated record. The transcript has a single exon. NCBI's taxonomy places the organism in Eukaryota, Fungi, Ascomycota, Eurotiomycetes, Onygenales, Onygenaceae. The coding region runs from base 1 to 492 and encodes 163 amino acids.